AUGGCCGGCCCAUCACCACGCGGCGCAUCUGCGCAAGGCCUCGACGAGGAAACCCCGCUGCUCGGCCGAGUCGCAAAAAUCUCGGAGCGUCCCCAUCUUAGCAAACAUUUCAAACAGGACGUCAGCCGUGAUUGGGCAGAUGCCGUGCUGUUGUUUGGUUACAUCAUCACAGGACUGCUGGAUAGCUCAGCUGUGUUCAUCUGGGGCAGCUUUGUGAGCAUGCAAACGGGAAACACCAUAUAUCUCGGUCUGGGACUCGUCGCGCCCUCUGAGGGCAUCAGAUGGGUCAAAGCGCUCACUUCGAUCAUCUCGUUUUGUGUUGGCUCGUUCUUUUUUGCGCGUUUUCAUCGCCACUUCUCACCCAAGAAGCGCUGGGUGCUCGUUGCAUCGUACUCUGCGCAGCUGCUUCUGAUUGUCGCGGCUGCAGUCAUUGUCACUUUCGGCGAAGAUGUAAAGAACCAGCUGCACUGGCAAGCUCUCGUUCCCCUGGCCUCUGUUGCGUUUCAGUCGAGUGGCCAGGCUGUGACGUCACGCGCGCUGCAAUUUAAUGGUCUGACCAGCGUUGUCCUGACGAGCAACUACUGUGAUCUGUUCUCCGAUCCUAAGCUGUUCGCCUGGGAUAACGUCGAAAGAAACAGGAGGAUCGGCGCGCCUUUAUUGCUGCUCUUUGGCGGUUGUAUGGGAGGAUUAUGGGCUCACAGCAGUGUGGGUCUUGCGGGCGCGCUUUGGACUGCGGUAGGGUUGAAGAUGCUGAUCGUCAUCGCGUGGAUAUUCUGGACAGGCGAAAAGGACGAGGAAUGA
Messenger RNA from Ascochyta rabiei, 801 nucleotides. RefSeq lists its product as uncharacterized. Lineage: Eukaryota; Fungi; Ascomycota; Dothideomycetes; Pleosporales; Didymellaceae. The transcript has 2 exons. The record is from RefSeq and is a predicted model, not a curated record. The coding region runs from base 1 to 801 and encodes 266 amino acids.